AACACGAGUUUCAUUACGAUUGGGUAGCGAUUUGAGUUUUUUCCACCCUAACCAGAAGUAAGAUUAAAGACGAUAUAGGAGAGAGACGAAGAAUUUUUUUUUGUCGAGUUAGGUUUUGAAAUCGAUUCACUGAGUCUUCUAUAUAGUGUUCUUUUUUUUUUCUUUCUGCUUUUACUGAUUCUUCGCCGAAUUAAACUCUCACUCCGAUCUUCUUGAUUUUGUUUAUAGUAUCAUUAAGAUCAGAUUUUCCGGCGAGAAGUUUGGGGUUUUUUUCCGAUGAUUUUUUAGUGUGUUGUGAAUUCCCGUUUUUGUCCCUAAUCUUGUUGCCAAUUUCGUGCUGAAAUAUGAGAUAUGAGGGUUUCUAUUUGUUGAUAAAAAAUAAAUAAAUAUUUUUGAUAUUUUUGGUGGGAUUGGAUAAUUUUUAUUUUAUUUUGGAUCAAUUUCUUGGAGUAUUGUGUUGUGUGUGUGAGAAUUUUUGGUGGCAUUCAAUUUUGGGAAAUGGUCCUGUAAAUCCAAUUCCAAUCAAAUUAAGCUCUUCAAUUUGCCUAGUUGAGUUUUGAUCUGUUUCAGAAUUGCUUUUGUUUUUUAAUCUUUAAUAUAAUAGAUAUAUUUUCAAUUUUGGCUUUUAUCAAUUAAUAUAAUUGGAUUAUGAGUUUAUUGGGUUGAAUAUAUUUAUUUAUAUAGUAAUUUUUUGGUUGAUGAAUGGAUCAAUUUUUCUGAUAUAGUGGUCACUGCAACCGGCAGAACCACUGGCCAUUCCGUGUCUCAAUUUUUUCGGCCUCCGAUUCUUUCAGAGUUUCUUUAACCAUUGCUGUAACCCUUUUAGGUUUACAAUUUUGCAACUAUGGCUGUGUCUUUGACACGUUUGUCUUGGUGGUUAUGGGGUGGUAGUAAGGAAAAGAAGCCUGUUGUUGAUGGCAAUACAUCUUCACUGAAAGAAAGUGAGUCUUUGAAGUUCCCUUUGGUGAAGGGAACAAAUCAAAGGAGGGUUAAGAAGAAGUGGCGGAGUAGGGAAGAGAAGAGAGUUGAUAGAGAGUGUGAUGUUGUUUUAGUAUCAUCUGAUGGUGGUGGUGGUUGUUUAUCAGGCUCUGAAUCUGAUGACUCAGAUUGGUCUAUUGGGUGGUUAGAGCCUCAUGGUUCUGAUUUUCAGAGUGAUGAUGAGUCUGAUAGUAGUUUCGCUGUUUUGGUUCCUUGUUAUAGACCUGGCUGCAAGGAAGUGGAGGGAUCAAAUAAUCAUCUUUUGACCGCGAUCAAGAAUCUACCAAAUGAAUUUUCUUCUGCCGGAAACAAUUACUUGGAACAAUGGUUGGCUUCACUUCAGAAAUUUUGAAGCAUAGAAAACCACUUCCUGUGUGUUUGUCAACACAGUUUUCGACCAAUGGCUGUGCCAUUGAAGAAUUUCUAUUUGCGUUAGCAAACAUACACAGCUUCAUCUUUUAUAACUAAGGACCUUUCUGACCACCUUCUUGAAAUAAAGGAGGCAAAAAUAAUUCAUUAUGCAUCCAAUAUAAUUUUUUGUACAUAGAAUCCAUUUCUCUUAUUGUAAAAGCUCAAUUUGCAAUGCAAAAUUUGGAGCUAGAACAUAACGAUAUUGCCACUUUUACUAAAGAAUUUUCUGUUGCGGUACAAAAGAGUUUCUCUUGAAAGAAAAUCAAAAUUAUAUGAAAAUAGGAUGUCAUAUAGAGUUUAUGUUUUUCCCUA
Molecule: messenger RNA, 1701 nt
Organism: Lathyrus oleraceus (garden pea)
Lineage: Eukaryota; Viridiplantae; Streptophyta; Magnoliopsida; Fabales; Fabaceae
Exons: 2
Coding region: 845-1330 (161 amino acids)
Source: RefSeq, a predicted model, not a curated record